Centruroides sculpturatus (bark scorpion) is the source of this 3657-nucleotide messenger RNA. Its product is annotated as tyrosine-protein kinase Fer-like. The record is from RefSeq and is a predicted model, not a curated record. Gene Ontology annotation, biological process: peptidyl-tyrosine phosphorylation. Gene Ontology annotation, molecular function: non-membrane spanning protein tyrosine kinase activity; ATP binding. The transcript has 18 exons. NCBI's taxonomy places the organism in Eukaryota, Metazoa, Arthropoda, Arachnida, Scorpiones, Buthidae. Bases 280 to 2838 code for a protein of 852 amino acids.
UAUUCAUUUAUCUUGAGCAUAAAAUUGCUUGCCUGAAAAUUUGAAUAAUUUUAUUAAAGAUACUUAAGUGUAAGGCUUUUGGCUUUAUAUAUUUUCUUUGAUUAUAUUUAUCUAAUAUUAAAGCAUGCUUAUGAAAAGUGCAUCAAUUUUAGGAUGUUAAAUUACUCUGCAUGUUGCUGGCAUGGUCUUUUUCAUUGUAAGAAUAAUACAUGCUUAAAUAUUGGCAUAUGGUACAAACCAAGAGAUAAAAUUAAGUGAUGUUCAUAAUGAAAAAAAGCCAUGGGUUUCGGAAGUGACGUUCGUACCAAAUCUUCUCACGAAGCUUUAGUCACGCUGCAGGAUGCAGAAAUUCGUCUUCUGGAGAACAUGAAGAGGUGUCUCGCUCUUCGAAUAAAAUGUGAUCGAGAGUAUGCGAUAGGUCUGAAUUCUGUUUAUAUUCAUACUCAAAAAAUAGAUAAAACAUCUGAAAUGCUUGGAAACAGCAUGAUAACAAGGACUUGGAAUGUUAUAGCAGAAGAAACUGGAGCCUUAAGUAGACUGAUGAAACAGAAUGCUGACUAUUUAGCAUUGAAUACAACCGAAGCAUUAAAUAAUUUCAUUACAGAAAAACAAGCUUUGAAAAAAUUAUAUGUCGACGAACACUCGCGCAUGCACGGCGAACUUCAAAGAAUGCAAGAUGGAGUUAUCAAAACCAAGAACAACUACGAAAAGUAUAUAGAUUUAUGGAAAAUUGCUAAGAAGAAAUAUGAAGAACAAUUUUCAAAAAGUAAAGUGGGUAAAAAAUUGGAUGAAGCUCGCGAAAGAUAUUACAAAAUUGCCAAAGAGCUGCAUCGCCUGCAUAACGAUUACGUUUUGAUGAUACGCGAAGGGAUCGAGUACGAACGGCAACUAAAAACAGUUUUGCUUCCCAGUUUAUUUGAAUAUCAUUAUACUGUAUUGCAAGAAUCUGUAGAUACAUGGAAAAAUAUUUUAAUGGAAUUUGCUCAAUACACAGAUUUUUCCAAUGAAACUUUCCAAUCUAUUCACAUCAAAAUUCAAAAAUCCAUUGAGUCAUUAUCGGGAGAGGAUGAAUAUAAAGAUCUUGGAAAUAAAUUACAAUCACAUGUAAUAUUUCCAACCGAUUUUAAUUUUGAUGUAAAAUUAUUAGAAGAUUACCAUGGAACUCUGCAGAUGGAUAAAAUUGCCGUCGACGAUCUAACAUUAGAAAUAUUAAAUAAAAAAUUGGAAGAUCUUAGAUCUAAAUUAUUACAAUGUCAAACCGAACUCAAGGAAAAACACUUGGAACUUGAACAGUACGAAUCCGAGACUGCAAUUCUGAGGAGCACGGGAGAAACUAAAUUACUUCUGGUAAAAAAGCGAGCAAUGGACAUUCUCAAGAAGUCUAUCGGUGAAUUAAAUUGUCGUCAGAAAAGACUGCAAGAAAUGUGUCAGUUGUUAGACGCUCCGUUGUCUAUGGUCGGUUCGGCAGGACCCAUGCCCGGAAUAGAAUUAGAUGAAAAGGUGACGAUUGAAGAACAUUCUAAAAUAAAAGAAAGCAGCACCUCUAGUUUGAAUAUUAUCGGAAAGAAAUCGGCCAAGUUAUUCGUCGAGAAAUUAAAGCAACCAUUUCAUUCCUUUCAUAAAAAAUCUAGUAGCAUUGAGAUCUUAUCCAAACAAAAGACAAAUUAUAAUUCAAUAAAUAUUCCUACUACAUCAAACGAGAUAAACUUAGAUACGGAUUAUCUGAAAGGUCUUCAGGAUGAAGAAUGGUUUCACGGCGUAUUGCCUCGUGAAGAGGUGAUUCGAUUAUUAGUGAAUGAAGGAGAUUUUCUAGUGAGAGAGACAUUACGAAAUGAAGAAAGGCAGAUAGUUUUGUCUGUCUGUUGGCAAGGCCAUAAACAUUUUAUCAUUCAAAAUACAUCAGAUGGAAAAUAUAGGUUUGAAGGUCCUGCAUUUUCAACGGUUCAAGAAUUAAUAAUGUUUCAGCUUCACUCUAACACUCCCGUAACGAAUCGAUCCGGAGCAAUGAUAAAAAACUCGGUGUUGCGAGAACAGUGGCAACUAAAUAAUGAGGACGUGGAGCUAGUUGAGAAGAUCGGAAGGGGAAAUUUUGGAGACGUUUAUAAAGGCUUCAUCCGUAAAACAAAAGUUCCAGUCGCGAUUAAGACGUGCAGGAUUAAUCUGCCAGACGAGCAGAAGAAAAGGUUUCUUCAAGAAGGUCGAAUUCUCAGGCAGUAUGACCAUCCAAACAUCGUCAAACUUAUAGGGAUCUGCGUCCAAAAGCAACCAAUUAUGAUAGUCAUGGAAUUAGUACCGGGAGGUUCGUUAUUAAAUUAUUUAAGGAAAAAUGGGCCUAAAAUAUCUUUGCCAGAACAGCUGAGAAUGUGUUUGGAUUCGGCUUUAGGGAUGGAAUAUUUGGAGAGUAAAAAUUGUAUUCACAGAGAUUUGGCAGCCAGAAACUGUUUGGUCGGAAAAAAUAAUAUGGUGAAGAUAUCUGAUUUUGGAAUGUCUCGCGAAGAAGAAGAAUACACAGUUUCGGACGGGAUGAAGCAAAUUCCGAUUAAGUGGACUGCACCAGAAGCCCUUAAUUAUGGAAGAUAUACAUCUCUCUGCGACGUUUGGAGUUAUGGAGUACUGUUAUGGGAAGUAUUUUCAUUUGGCAGUACUCCCUACAGCGGUAUGACUAACAACAAAGCCCGAGAAUUAAUCGAUUCUGGUUAUCGGUUGCCUUCACCCGAGAACACUCCAGAGUGCAUCUACGAGUUGAUGUUACGUUGCUGGGAGUACGAUCCGGAGAGAAGACCACACUUUCAAGAAAUACGUGAAAUUCUUCAGAAUAUUUCUGUUUCUUACAAAUGAGUCAGUCAGCUAUUGAAAUAAAAGGUUUUUUUUUGUAAAUGAAGUGUGAUGGCAUUUGUAAUAGACAGUUUUUAUGGUUAAUGUGAAGCUCUUAACUAAACAUUGCUCUGUACAUUGUAGUCAUUUUGGAGUUUUAAUAAUUUGAAUGUUUCGAUUUUAUUAUCAUUGUAAAAAUUGAUUUUUCUCUUGUUAAUACUAAAGAUUUGUCAGAAAAUUAUUUUAAUUAUGUGAGCAAACAAACUUUUGUAUUCUGGAGAGAUUUUUUUUUGUUUGUUCUUUAGAAACUGUAAUUUGAUUUUUCUCCUUACAUAUUUUUUUAUUUCCUACACCAGCACCUAAUAUUACACAGACAAAUUGGCUUAUCUAAAACUCACUUUAAAAUAAUUUUGUAAGUUUUUCUGAUGCAAAUGCAGAUUAAAAAUUGUAAAAAUUUUUCUUAUUCUUAAUGCAUAAAAUAUCUUAAGAUUUUCUUUAUACAAAAAUCUAGGUGCAAUAAUCAAAAGAAUAAUUUAUUUUUAUAGUGUACGUCUUAUAAGAAUCGUACCAGUUAUCGCUUUCAAACAUAGAAAUAUCAAAUCGUUUAUCUUGUUGGCGAUAAGUUUCGAGUGGUUUGUUUGCUUUAAUUAAAGGGAAUGUUUCUAAGACGACGAGAACGGUCGCGUCGUCUAAAUGAUAAUUCUUUCACAUUUGCUGGUCGAUACUGUGAAAGAUUACUUUUGUGUAUUCAGCCAAUUUUAAAACAAUUUUACAUUUUAAUUUUAAUGUAAAAUGAAAUCGAUACUUAUGUAGAAUAAUCAGAAAAUAAAAUUGUAAUAUAAA